Coregonus sp. 'balchen' is the source of this 24782-nucleotide messenger RNA. Lineage: Eukaryota; Metazoa; Chordata; Actinopteri; Salmoniformes; Salmonidae. The record is from the annotation of a GenBank genome assembly.
CGCCAUAUGCGUGUGAAAGCAUCCUGAAAACCUGCCACUGUCAUACAACCAGGAAGAAGGUGGGAUAGCCCUAACAAAGCUAACAUCCCAAAUCUGCAAACUUUCCCAGAAAAUGAUGGGGUCUUCCAGGUGGAAGAUUGCAGUGGUGGUCUUUCUCUCGGUUGCCGAGAUAUUAAUGCCGAUCGAGGCAGAUGAACACGAACACACGGUAAGAUCAUUUGAGGCCGAUUGAAAAUGGGAAGCCUUGUGUGUGGUGGUGAAAAUAAUGGACGUUCUGGCUUGUUAGCUAGCUACAUGAUACAACCGAUUAGCCUAUAUUUUUCACCUCAGCGAAAUAAGAGGCCUAAUACAUGUAGCUAGCUAGUUCAUUAUGUUAUAUGAGAUUAACGUUCAAUGUUGAUAAAUCAUAAAUACAAUAACUAACGUUGGCGAACAAGUUAAUGUAGGGGACCAAAGUUAGCUAGCGAAGAAGUUAGCUAGCUAACGUUAGCCAGUGACAUCUCAGUGCAUACAUAUGAUAGUAGGAAUAUUUUUCAUAACCAGUCAUCCAUAUAAUUCGGUUAUUUAGUUGCUUGUUAACUACAUAUAGCAAAAUGUCUCUUCUAGGAAUAUGCCUAGCUAGUUAACUAUUUUGGUAGUGAACUAACGUUAUGUCAGUGCGAAGACUGCAUAUCCGGUUAUUCAGGCGGCAGGCCUGUCUAGGUAAGUUACUGUUAAGUAGGAUAUCCAAUGGUCAAGACAAAAGCAAAUCGCCUUCUGCGUUUUACGGUACAAAUGGAAUUAAAUACUUUUGCCCAUCUUGAUUUCUGACCUGUAACCUAUAUGGUGGUUUGAUCAUGCUUCAACCUAGCCAAUAAUUCAAGUUGGCUAGCUUCAACCUAUUCAUAGACUGACUACCUUUAGCUAACUAACUUGACUAUUCAUGAACGUAUCUUCUGGCCGGGGUUGUUUUGUAAGAGCUCCGACGCUAGGUCUGAACGUUAACACGCAUCGCUUGCGGGACGGUUUUGGAAACAUGAGAGACUUAUCUUUCAUAUCAGUGAUACAUUUUUUUCAAAAAACUAAAGGUUAAAUUAUUACACACCUUUUUAUAGGGUUAGUGAUCCCACGCGGCCGUAUCUCCUUGUUAGCGCUUGUUUACAGAAGUCAGACAGAAGAUUGUUGACCACCUGUAUUAAUUAGCUAUCUAGCGCGCUCCAAACACUUGUGUGUAACUGGGAAUUGUAGUUUGUUGGUUGGAGGCACACACAGCAGUCUGGAUCUGUGCAAACCUGCUACAUACACUACAAAAGUAUGUGGAGACACUUUCAAAUUAGUACAUUCGGCUAUUUCAGUCACACCUGUUGCUGACAGGUGUAUAAAAUUGAUCACACAGCCAUGCAAUCUCCAUGGACAAACAUUAGCAGUAGAAUGGCCUUACUGAAGAGCUCAGUGACUUUCAAUGUGGCACCGUCAUAGGAUGCCACCUUUCCAACAAGUCAGUUUGUCAAAUUUCUGCCCUGCUAGAGCUGCCCCGGUCAACUGUAAGUGCUGUUAUUGUGAAGUGGAAAUGUCUAGGAGCAACAACGGCUCAGCCGUAAAGUGGUAGGCCACACAAGCUCACAGAACGGGACCGCCGGGUGCUGAAGCGCGUAGCGUGUAAAAAUGGUCUGUCCUUGGCUGCAACACUCACAACCAAGUUCCAAACUGCUUCUGGAAGCAACGUCAGCACAAUAACUGUUUGUCGGGAGCUUCAUGAAAUGGGUUUUCAUGGCUGAGCAGCCAAACACAAGCCUAAGAUCACCAUGCAUAAUGCCAAGCGUCGGCAGGAGUGGUGUAAAGCUUGCCGCCAUUGGACUCUGGAGCAGUGAAAACACAUUCUCAGGAGUGAUGGAUCACACUUCCCCAUCUGGCAGUCCGACGGACAAAUCUGGGUUUGGCGUAUGCCAGGAGAACGCUACCUGCCCGACUGCGUAGUGCCAACUAAAGUUUGGUGGAGGAGGAAUAAUGGUCUGGGGCUGUUUUCAUGGUUCGGUCUAUGCCCCUUAGUUCCAGUGAAGGGAAAUCCUAACGCUACAGCAUACAAUUACAUUCUAGACGAUUCUGUGCUUCCAACUUUGUGGCAACAGUUUGGGGAAGACCCUUUCCUGUUUCAGCAUGACAAUGCCUCUGUGCACAAAGUGAGGUCCAUACAGAAAUGGUUUGUAGAGAUCUGUGUGGAAGAACUUGACUGGCCUGCACAGAUCCCUGAACUCAACCCCCAUCGAACACCUUUGCGAUUAAUUGGAACGCCGACUGCGAGCCAGGCCUAAUCGCCCAACAUCAGUGCCCGACCUCACUAAUGCUGUUGUGGCUGAAUGGAAGCAAGGCCCAGCAGAAAUGUUCCAACAUCUAGUGGAAAGCCUUCCCAGAAGAGUGGAGGCUGUUAUAGCAGCAAAGGUGGGACCAACUCCAUAUUAAUGCCCAUGAUUUUGGAAUGAGAUGUUCGACGAGCACGUGUCCACAUUCUUCUGGCCAUGUAGUGUAUGUUUCAAAAACCGUAGGCCUAUUGCAAGUGAUUAUUUACAUUUCUAAACAUUAAAACAGAGCGUUGGGAUUGUAGUUCACAUGGUCUCACCGGUAAAAGGCUCUGCAUGGUCAAUUUGACGUCUGCAGUGGCCGUACAGCAUUUACAGUAAUACGGCCUCUGCAGAAGUCAGGGCAUUCAUACUUAUUGCGCUUCGUUGUUGUGAAGGAAGUUGUCAAGGAAGUGAGUUUGUUUAUACAGGACCUCCCGCAACCACCUACCGUCAACCAAUCAUGUCAAUGCGGAGCUAUACAGAGCCCUCCGCAUUGUUACAACAUUUGUGAGGCACAUGGCGAUCCAGUACGGCGCUCAAUUUGGCCUCUGCAUGCCUACAGAGGCGCCACAAUUGCUUCCUCCAUAUGGAGCCGCUGACCACAUUUUCGGAUCAAGCAGAAAUUGGAUUUAAGCGGUGCUUAUAGCUGAGAACCCUUUGGAUAAGGCAGAGAGCCUUGUUAAUGCUUUGGGAUCUCAAGCGCAAGCUUCAACUUGGUCCUCACUGGUACCGUAGCCAGCUAGCACUAGCUAGUAAGCUCUGCAUCCGCGCUUAGUGCAGAAUGAAUAGCUGGCUACAGAACCAGCGCGAGCAGACAUCCAAGUUUUUACAUGGAUAAAGCCCCUUGUCGCUACAUUGUGUUCCACCCAUUAUUGUCAAGCUGACAACUAACGAGGGUGCUUGCUCAUGCUUGAGCUUUCACUCCAGUUAAAGACCUGUAUACAGUUCAAUAUGCAUUUCGUUGUUGUUGAUUCAUGCCUGUAUGUCGUGUGCAUUGGUUUUGACAUGGGGUCAUUAAAACAGUAACUUUUUAUGACUCAUUAUCAAUGUAUUUUUGUCACCGACAGCUGCUAUCCAAUGUCUUUUUAUAGAUGGAGGCUGCUUGGAAUAGACUGACAUGUUGGCUGUUUUUGUUAUUAUUUGCCCUGAAUGCACAAUGUAUAUCCUUGAAUAGCAUACAAAAUGCUGCCAUCUGAGAACUAGCAAAACAAGUAAGUUAUAGCAUGUUUAAUGUGUUUCUUCCCUUUUCCAGUACACAGAUAAAGAGGAGGUGGUUUUAUGGAUGAAUACAGUGGGGCCUUACCACAACAGACAAGAAACGUACAAGUACUUCUCCCUGCCCUUCUGCGUGGGCACCAAAAAGACCAUUAGCCACUACCAUGAGACAUUAGGAGAGGCUCUGCAAGGAGUCGAGCUGGAGUUCAGCGGCCUAGACAUUAAGUUCAAAGGUACCCAAGAAGCUACACCCACAGGCAACUGUACUUGGACUCUGUGGAGUGACAAAUUCACUAUUUGAUCAGCAUUGUUUGAUUUGGAGUAGUCAAUUAUAUUCUUUCCUAGCAUGAAGUUUGAUCCAAAAGCAGCCUACACUUCCAUUUUGUCUUCUAGUGUUAUGUCAUACUAAUACUAAACACUUUUUGUCAUUUUGUUCUCACAGAUGAAGUCAUGCAAACAACGUACUGUGAAAUCGAGCUGGACAAAGCCAAACGGGAUGCCUUUCUUUAUGCCAUUAAGAACCACUAUUGGUACCAAAUGUACAUUGAUGACCUACCCAUCUGGGGUGAGUGACACUGCUGCACUGCCUGUUGCGACUUGUCCAGUAACUUAGUAAUGGAAAAUCAAAGUCAUGCCCCCGAAGCAGUUGAAAAAGAUGGCAUCCAAAUGUUCAUUCUGAACGUUUUACUUUUCUGGCCUUAUCUGUUGCCUCACUGGUUGGUAUAGAAAGUUGUUUGACCAUGACAAAGGUUAUCUAUGGAAUAGCCUAGUUCAUUACUAUUGAAAAGGGCCCAGUUCUGUAAUGAGGAAUGUCUUAAACAUAGAGGUAUUUUACAUGGAGUGACGCCUACUAGGGUUGGGCGAUAUUAGGAUAGUAUCGGAUAUCGAAGAUGAUUGACAGCUAUCGUUGAUGGUGACGACAUCUUGAUGUGACCGAUGUAUAGCCUAUUUCAACUUGACUGGCACCGCAGUAGCGCUGACUGGGCAGCCCACAGCUGGGCCAUGCCAGGUGGUCUAUUCCUUUGCUGUAGCCUGCAUAAGCAAUUUCAAUAAAUAUGUUUGAAACAAUUUACAGAAUGCAAGAGAAUGAUGUACAGAGCUAAGAUUUUCACCAAAGCAGUGCAAAAUGUCCAGUCAGAAAAUGUUAUUUUUUCUCUCUCUGAAUGUUUUUAGUGGACACUCCGGUGUCUAAUUAUUUUAAAGCCUAAUUUUGUUUUUUCUCUCCAUUUGAUAUGAAUAUGACUUCAGUUUUUAUGCAUGCUGGCUUUCUCCCGCCAUUCUACUUCAUGAUCAAACAAUUAAUUUAGCUAAUGGAGUUCUAGGCUAUAUCAGGAAAUUUUAAGUUGUUUUUGAAUAACCUAAAAACAUGAUAGUCCUAAGGUAAUAAUGAGAGGGGUAGAACAAACCAUAGCAAGAUUGUUUUUUUUAAAACACAGUUCAGCAAAGUGUAGUCUAUUAGCUAUAAAAUAAAUGAUGCAUGCAUCCCUCUUCCUUGCUGUUACAAAUAAAACGACCAAAAGGCAAAUCCUACUAAUUAAAAUAGCCGAUCAAAAGCAUUAAGACGAGUUAAAGUUAUGAAGAGUAUUUCCCAAAUAGACUGGUGUUCAGUGUCCUAAAGUUGCAGCAAUUAAAUGGGAAAGUCGGUCUAUAGGCCAUUUUUCAAAUAGCUUUAUUUUGAAUGACAAUUAUUAGACAACGAGUUAAAUUAAGCAAACAAUAUCAAGAUGGAAAAAUCGAAUUGGAAGUCAAAACAACUUACAGCAGUGCACAGCUUAUGAAAGUGGCCCUAUUUCCAUAGCCUAUUAUUAGCAAUGUAGGCUACAACCUACCUACAAUAUAAAGAAGAAGCCUAGGCCUAAUAAGAGAGUUCUGGGGACAGCAGAGUUGCGUGCUUUGCAGCCAGGCCCUUGGUGAUUUACAACCCAUCACACGAUGCACAGCUGUCACUUGCACACACAUACGCACACCUCUUUCGUGCCACCGCCAAAUCAAAGUUUAUUGGUCGCGUACACAGAUUAGCCUAUUCCUCUCCAAUAAAGAUUUGGCUCCAAAAUAUACACUACCGGUCAAAAGUUUGAUUCAUACACUGGCUUGUCUGGCUGUCAUGUUUUUAUUUUAACCUGUCCUUCCCUUGUCUACACUGAAAUAAUAUAAUUUCAGCAGUCCUCUAUUAUGAUAAAAAACAUUAUAUCUCACAUAGCUCAUUAGUACAAAUCAAAUCCAAUCAAAUUUUAUUUGCCAAAUGCAACAGGUGUAGACCUUACAGUGAAAUGCUUACUUACAAGCCCUUAACCAACAAUAAAGUUUUUUAAGAAAAUAAGAAAGUGUUAAGUAAAAAAAUAGCAAAUAAUUAAAGAGCAGCAGUAAAAUAAAAUAACAGUAGGGAGGCUAUAUACAGGGGGUACCGGUACAGAGUCAAUGUGCGGGGGCACCGGUUAGUUGAGGUAAUAUGUACAUGUGGGUAGAGUUAAAGUGACUAUGCAUAAAUAAUAAACAGAGUAGCAGCAGCGUAAAAGAGGGGUGGGGGGGGGGGCAAUGCAAAUAGUCCGGGUAGCCAUGAUUAGCUGUUCAGGAGUCUUAUUGCUUUGGGGUAGAAGCUGUUAAGAAGCGUUUUGGACCUAGACUUGGCGCUCAGGUACCGCUUGCCAUGCGGUAGCAGAGAGAACAGUCUAUGACUAGGGUGGCUGGAGUCUUUGACGAUUUUUAGGGCCUUCCUCUGACACUACCUGGUAUAGAGGUCCUGGAUGGUAGGAAGCUUGGCCCCAGUGAUGUACUAGGCCGUACGCACUACCCUCUGUAGUUCCUUGCGGUCGGAGGCCGAGCAGUUGCCAUACCAGGCGGUGAUGCAACCAGUCAGGAUUCUCUCGAUGGUGCAGCUGUAUAACUUUUUGAGGAUCUAAGGACCCAUGCCAAAUCUUUUCAGUCUCCUGAGGGGGAAUAGGCUUUGUCGUGCCCUCUUCACGACUGUCUUGGUGUGUUUGGACCAUGAUAGUUUGUUGGUGACGUGGACACCAAGGAACUUGAAGCGCUCAACCUGUUCCGCUACAGCCCCGUCGAUGAGAAUGGGGGCGUGCUCAGUCCUCUUUUUUUCUUGUAGUCCACAAUCUUCUCCUUUGUCUUGAUCACGUUGAGGGAGAGGUUGUUAUCCUGGCACUACACGGCCAGGUCUCUGACCUCCUCCCUAUAGGCUGUCUCAUCGUUGUCGGUGAUCAGGCCUACCACUGUUGUGUCGUCAGCAAACUUAAUGAUGGUGUUGGAAUCGUGCCUGGCCAUGCAGUCAUGGGUGAACAGGGAGUACAGGAGGGGACUGAGCACGCAACCGUGAGGAGCCCCCGUGUUGAGGAUCAGCGUGGCAGAUGUGUUGUUACCUACCCUUACCACCUGGGGCAGCCCGUCAGGAAGUCCAGGAUCCAGUUGCAGAGGGAGGUGUUUAGUCCCAGGGUCCUUAGCUUAGUGAUGAGCUUUGUGGGCACUUCUUACUAUGUUCUACAUUGUAGAAUAAUAGUGAAGACAUCAAAACUAUGAAAUAACACACAUAGUGUGUUAAACAAAUCAACAUAUAUUUGAAAUUCUUCAAAUAGCCACCCUUUGCCUUGAUGACAGCUUUGCACACUCUUGGCAUUGUCUCAACCAGCUUCACCUGGAAUGCUUUUCCAACAGUCUUGAAGGAGUUCCCACAUAUGCUGAGCACUUGUUGGCUGCUUUUCCUUCACUCUGUGGUCCGACUCAUCCCAAACCAUCUCAAUUUGGUUGAGGUCGGGGGAUUGCGGAAGAUAGGUCAUCUGAUGCAGCACUCCAUCACUCUCCUUCUUGGUAAAAUAGCCCUUACAGAGGCUGGAGGUGUGUUGGGUCAUUGUCCUGUUGAAAAACAAAUUAUAGUCCCACUAAGCCCAAACCAGGUGGGAUGGCGUAUCGCUGCAGAAUGCUGUGGUAGCCAUGCUGGUUAAGUGUGCCUUGAAUUUGGACACAUUUCCACCGGUCUACUGUCCAUUGCUCGUGUUUCUAGGCCCAAUCAAGUACCUUCUUAUUGGUGUCCUUUUAGUAGUGGUUUCUUUGCAGCAAUUCGACCAUGAAGGUGCAGAUUCACACAGUCUCCUCUGAACAGUUGAUGUUGAGAUGUCUGUUACUUGAACUCUGUGAAGCAUUUAUUUGGGCUGCAAUUUCUGAGGCUGGUAACUCUAAUUAACUUAUCCUCUGCAGCAGACAACUCUGGGUCUUCCAUUCCUGUGGCGGUGCUCAUGAGAGCCAGUUUCAUCAUAGCGCUUGAUGGUUUUUGUGACUGCACUUGAAGAAACUUUAAAAGUUCAUUUGUCCCACUCCCCAUACACGCGGAGACCGGCUCAAUCGGUGCCUCCAGUUAUGUUAUCUCUUUCAUCGUUACGCAACGCUUAGGUUACCUCCACUGUACUCAUAUCCUUCCAUAUCCUUGUCUGUACAUAAUGCCCUGAAUCUAUUCUCCAACGCCCGGAAAUCUGCCCCUUUUUAUUAUCUGUACCCAACGCACUAAAAUACCAGUUCUUAAAGCCUUUAGCCAUAUCCUUAUUCUACUCCUCCUCUGUUCCUCUGGUGCUGUAGAGGUUAACCCAGGCCCUGUAGCCCCCAGAAUCACUCCUACUCCCCAGGCGCUAUCAUUUGUUGACUUCUGUAACUGUAAAGAAGCCUUGGUUUUUUGCAUGUUAACAUCAGAAGCCUCCUCCUUAAGUUUGAGUUACUCACUGCAUUAGCACACUCCGCCAACCCUGAUGUUCUAGCAGUGUCUGAAUCCUGGCUUAGGAAGACCACCAAAAACUCUGAAAUGUCCAUCCCCAACUACAACAUUUUCCGUCUAGAUAGAACUGCCAAAGGGGGUGGAGUUUCAAUCUGCUGUAGAGAGAGCCUGCAGAGCUCUAUCAUAACAUCCAGGUCUGUGCCCAAACAGUUUGAGCUUCUACUUCUUCUAAAAAUCCACCUCUCCAGAAAUAAGUCUAUCACUGUUGCCGCUUUCUACAGACCCCCCUCAGCGCCCAGCUGUGCUCUGGACCCAUAUGUGAAUUGAUUGCCCCCCAUCUAUCCUCAGAGUUCGUACUGCUUGGUGACCUAAACUGGGAAAUGCUUAACACCCCGGCCGUCCUACAAUCUAAAUUAGAUGCACUCAAUCUCACACAAAUUAUCAAGGAACCUACCAGGUAAAACCCUAAAUCCGUAAACAUGGGCACCCUCAUAGAUAUCAUCCUGACUAAUUUACCCUCUAAAUACACCUCCGCUGUCUUCAACCAGGAUCUCAGCGAUCACUGCCUUAUUUGCCUGCGUCCGUAAUGGGUCCGCGGUCAAACGACCACUCCUCAUCACUGUCAAACGCUCCCUAAAACACUUCAGCGAGCAGGCCUUUCUAAUUGACCUGGCCCGGGUAUCCUGAAUGGAUAUUGACCUCAUUCCGUCAGUAGAGGAUGCCUGGUUGUUCUUUAAAAGUGCUUUCCUCUCCAUCUUAAAUAAGCAUGCCCCAUUCAAAAAAUUCCGAACUAAGAACAGAUAUAGCCCCUGGUUCAACCCAGACUUGACUGCCCUUGACCAGCACAAAAACAUUCUGUGGCGUACUGCAUUAGCAUCGAACAGCCCCCGCGAUAUGCAACUUUUCAGGGAAGUCAGGAACCAAUAUACACAAUCAGUUAGGAAAGCAAAGGCUAGCUUUUUCAAACAGAAAUUUGCAUUGUGUAGCACUAACUCCAAAAUGUUUUGGGACACUGUAAAGUCCAUGGAGAAUAAGAGCACCUCCUCCCAGCUACCCACUGCACUGAGGCUAGGAAACACUGUCACCACCGAUAAAUCUACGAUAAUCGAGAAUUUCAAUAAGCAUUUUGCUACGGCUGACCAUGCUUUCCACCUGGCUACCCCUACCCCGGCCACCAGCUCUGCACCCUCCGCUGCAACUUACCCAUGCCCCCCCCCCCCCCCCAAAUUCUUGGGCCGACUCUUUUCUCUGUGUAUAUCAAUGAUAUCGCUCUUGCUGCUGGUGACUCUCAGAUCCACCUCUAUGCAGACGACACCAUUUUGUAUACAUCUGGCCCUUCAUUGGACACUGUGUUAACAAACCUCCAAAUGAGCUUCAAUGCCAUACAACACUCCUUCCGUAGCCUCCAACUGCUCUUAAACACUAGUAAAACUAAAUGCAUGCUCUUCAAUCGAACGCUGCUUGCCACCCGCCUGCCCGACUAGAAUCACUACUCUCGGCGGGUCUGACUUAGAAUAUGUGGACAACUACAAAUACCUAGGUGUCUGGUUAGACCGUAAACUCUCCUUCCAGACUCACAUUAAGCAUCUCCAAUCCGAAGUUAAAUCUAGAAUCGGCUUCCUAUUUCGCAAACAAAGCCUCCUUCACUCAUGCUGCCAAACAUGCCCUCGGAAAACUGACUAUCCUACCGAUCCUUGACUUCGGCGAUGUCAUUUACAAAAUAGCCUCCAACACUCUACUCAGCAAAUUGGAUGUAGUCUAUCACAGUGCCAUCUGUUUUGUCACCAAAGCCCCAUAUACUACCCACCAUUGUGACCUGUACGCUCUCGUUGGCUGGCCCUCACUACAUAUUCGUUGCCAAACCCACUGGCUCCAGGUCAUCUAUAAAUCACUGCUAGGCAAAUACCCGCCUUAUCUUAGCUCAUUGGUCACCAUAGCAACACCCACCCAUAGUAUGCACUCCAGCAGGUAUAUUUCACUGGUCAUCCCCAAAGCCAACACCACCUUUGGCCGCCAUUCCUUCCAGUUCUCUGCUGCUAAUGACUGGAACGAAUUGCAAAAAUCUCUGAAGCUGGAGACUCUUAUCUCCCUCACUAACUUUAAGCAUCAGUUGUCAGAGCAGCUUACCGAUCACUGCACCUGUACACAGCCCAUCUGUAAUUAGCCCACCCAACUACCUCAUCCCCAUAUUGUUAUUUAUUUUUGCUCAUUUGCACCCCAGUAUCUCUAUUUGCACAUCAUCUUCUGCACAUCUAUCAUUCCAGUGUUAAUACUAAAUUGUAAUUAUUUUGCACUAUGGCCUAUUUAUUGCCUUACCUCCAUAACUUACUACAUUUGCACACACUGUAUAUAGAUGUUCUAUUGUGUUAUUGACUGUAUGUUUUGUUUUAUCCCAUGUGUAACUCUGUGUUGUUGUUUUUAUCGCACUGCUUUGCUUUAUCUUGGCCAGGUCGCAGUUGUAAAUGAGAACUUGUUCUCAACUGGCUUACCUGGUUAAAUAAAGGUGAAAUAAAAAUAAAAACUGAUUGGCUCAAACGCAUUAAGAAGGAAAGAAAUUCCACAAAUUAACCUUUAAGAAGGCACACCUGUUAAUUGAAAUGCGUUCCAGGUGACUACCUCAUGAAGCUGGUUGAGAGAAUGCCAAGAGCAUGCAGGUGUUCCUAAUGUUUGGUGUACUCAGUGUGUAUGUGUGCACAGGAGGUGGGGCAGAUGGCCUUGCCCAAGCCUUUAUAACCACAGAAUAGUUCCAUAUUCUGUUGAGUAUGAAUAAAGAUAGACCUUGGCCCUGGAUUUGGUUACUGCAUUCCACAUCAGACUUGCCAAGUUGCCAGUAAAUUUCUGGUAGCAGUGCACUCAUUACACUAAUCUCUCAAUAUUCUAGGAAUUGUCGGCGAGGCAGAUGAAAAUGGAGAGGAUCAUUAUCUGUGGACUUACAAGAAAUUGGAGAUCGGCUUCAAUGGCAACCGAAUUGUUGAUGUCAACCUGACGAGUGAAGGCAAAGUCAAGCUUGUGCCCAACACAAGAAUUGCAAUGUCGUACUCUGUAAGUAUUUGCAAUUGCUUUUUAGAGGCGGGAAAUGGGACUGGAUUUUUCUAAUAUACACAGGGUUGAAUAUGUAUUUUGGAGAUGUGAUGUUUAAAUUUACUACACAGAGAUUUAUAUUGUUUUUAUAUAAAGUAAAGUAACCUACGUCAUCAUCCAUACGUGGCUCACUUGCCAAAGGAACAAUGUUGAAAUGUCUUUUUUACCACAGGUAAAGUGGAAGAAGUCAGAUGUGAAGUUUGAAGACCGAUUUGACAAGUAUCUCGAUCCAUCUUUUUUCCAACACAGAGUAAGUUUAAUCUUUUAAGAUAAGCAAUGCAAUUUUUCACUAAACUGCACAGUACUCACAGUGAUCAGCCUGUUUUAAAGAUGCAGUAUGUAGAAAUUGCUCCGCCAUUUCCUGGUUGCUAAAAUUCUAAUAGUUUGCCUAAUUUCAGUUUGUGACCCAAACAAGCAAGUAUAGCGUAGAGAAUCAUUGUACCAUCUAAACCGCUAUGAAGUAUAUUUUUCAUAUCCAAAAAUAUUGUGUUUUCAGCUGGUGUACAAAACCAACAGUAAAAGAUGCAAUAACGAAACGUACAAACGGGAAGCAUAGAAUUAGCACACACACAGAACAGAUCUACCGCUUCUUAGACUUGCUUUCAAUGAGACUGACAGAUCUAUAACUCACAUUUCUAUGUGCAUUUUGUCAGGUCACUCAAAAAGUUUCAUAUUGCAGCUUUAACAAUUCUGGGAUUCAAGGAUGUCAUGUUCUGGAAUCUAGGGAUGGGUUCUAUGUGUGCAUUUCCGAUAUUCUCCGUGGUAAUGAAAACGUUUUUCUCUAGAUUCACUGGUUUUCCAUCUUCAAUUCCUUCAUGAUGGUUAUCUUCUUGGUGGGCCUGGUGUCCAUGAUCCUGAUGAGAACGCUAAGGAAGGACUAUGCUAGAUACAGCAAAGAGGAGGAAAUGGAUGACAUGGUAACGUUUCAUAGCCUUGGUAGCAUUAGUGAUAGAAACUCACAUUGAACAUCAUGCACUUACUUAAUAUUUAGCUUUAUUAGUUUAGGCGCCAGUGCUUCGUAUGAUUUUGUCUAGCUGUAUGUCCUUUGUCUUAAUGUACCCCUGGUCCUUUGCUGCCUCUUCCUGCUGCAGGACAGGGACCUGGGGGAUGAGUAUGGGUGGAAGCAGGUCCAUGGAGACGUGUUCCGGCCGUCCAGCCACCCCAUGAUCUUCUCCUCCCUAAUUGGCUCUGGAUGCCAGAUCUUCUCUGUCUCCUUCAUCGUCAUUGUCGUGGCCAUGAUUGAGGAUCUGUACACCGAGUGAGUGAUGAGCACCUCCCCGCAGAUGAUAACCUAAUGGAGUGUGUUUCUUCGCUGCUGUCUAACGUGGUUUGUGUGUGUGUGUGUUUGUGUGUGUGCACGCACACUGCGGCUUCCCAUUUGUUUCUGCAGGAGAGGAUCCAUGCUGAGCACAGCCAUCUUUGUGUAUGCUGCCACCUCUCCUGUCAAUGGCUAUUUCGGCGGAAGUUUGUAUGCAAAACAAGGAGGUAUGUAAGGGUUUGUCUUAAAAAUAAAGUACAUUCCUUCACAUCACACCUAAAUUAUUACUGCACUCUGCAAGGGCAGUUUUGCAGACAGAAUAUUGUCACCAUGACAUUUUCUGAACAUGGAGCCUGGGUUGUCAAAACAUUGUUUGUGGUACUUGGUGUAGAAUGUUGUGGUUGAAGCCUAUUGACAUGGAUAUUGACAGAAAUGUGGCUACAUUGUUGGUGUCAUUGUGUAAAUAGCACAUGGUGUUACAGAAUCCCCCUGCCGAGGGCGCUGUGGGACAAAUGUAUAGCGUGAGCAUUUGCUUUCUGGAGCUGUGCGGUCUGACUCUCACCCAUCCUUACCCUUUCUCCCCCUCCCAUGAGAGAUCGAUAUCUCAUCCAGCUCAUGGCUUCAGCCAAUCGGACAAUAGCCAUGUGUCUCACCACUGUGCAAGCUCUAGCCAUGCAGUCUCUACAGGCCCUGAUUGGCUAGCCAGCCUGACCCACACUCUCCAAGGGAGUAAAUAUUGCCAGUACCUGAAUGGUAUUAUUCCAGUCUGUGAGUGUGGGUGGACAUAUGUGCAUGGGAUGCGUGACUACAAAAACCAUACCCAUGUACAUACCCAUGUUUAACUUAUCCUGUGUGUGAUUUAAAGUUCCUGUGUGUGUGUGUGUUAACUCUUGGGCUGCUUUAUUCCCCUCUAACCAGGGGCGGUUUCAGUGAGUCACAAACCAGUAAAAUACAUAGAGCCGGGUCGCUCUCGUUCACAUGGUAUGGUAGAUUGUCAUUCACUCAUAAUGUGCACCCUUAUGGUAACCGAUUUUAUAUUUUAUCCUAUAGGCAGACGAUGGAUUAAACAGAUGUUUAUCGGGGCCUUCCUGAUCCCUGCCAUGGUGUGUGGGACAGCCUUCUUCAUCAACUUCAUCGCCAUGUACUACCAUGCCUCCCGGGCCAUCCCUUUUGGCACCAUGGUGAGUUUAGAGCAGUGGUAUUCAAAGCAGUGGUAUUCAAAAUAUUAAACAGAACAGAUUAUUGUAUUGUAUGGGACAAUAUGCAAAUGUUUUUGAGAAAGAUAAUUAGAAAAAUACAAUUUUAUUGAGUAAAUGUAUUUAUUGGUUUCUUUUCAUUUUGAAACGAGAGAUGAACAUGUAAUGAAUUGGUUAUUUGUUGAUAAAAAAAACUAUUUUUAUAAAGGUUGUAUCAUUAGAUGUGGGGUGGGGUGGGCAGAAAUUCUAGCUAGAAAAUUCUGGUAAUUGGUAACCAAUUUAUAAUAGCAAUAAGGCACCUCGGGGGUUUGUGGUAUAUGGCCAAUAUACCACGGCUAAGGGCUGUAUCCAGGCACUCCGUUGUGCUUAAGAACCUGCUCUCACUAUGAAAUCUUUCUCAUGGAUUCUACUAUUGCAUGUUUUCAGGUGGCUGUUUGCUGUAUUUGUUUGUUUGUUAUCCUGCCACUCAACCUUGUGGGGACCAUUCUGGGAAGAAACCUCUCUGGCCAGCCCAACUUUCCCUGUCGAGUCAAUGCAGUGCCGCGGCCAAUCCCUGAGAAGAAAUGGUAUCUAUGAAUAUGAUCUUAUUUGUACAGCAUUACUUACUCAAAUCUACAUGUGACAUUUGUUUUUACAUUUAUUGGAUUUUGUUUAUUAAGAUCCAAGUGCUGAAAUGGACUAUGUUUGCUCCUCGAGAGGCGCUGUUAAGUUUAUUUUGUCGUUGAGAGUUGAUAGUUCAAUAAAGGUCUGAUUGGCCAAAGAGUCCACACACCUACUUUCCCAGGUUGAAACCAGUCCUGGAUGAACAGAGGAAUGAUAACAGUGCUGCGGCACGGGAGGCCUGGAGUUGCAUAGCUCCGAUUGAUUGAUAAACUAUUGGUGACGCUGUCAGUAUUGUGAGUUGAUUGUAAAUUUCCAAUUUUACAGGUUCAUGGAGCCAGCUGUCAUUGUCUGUCUGGGAGGCAUCCUUCCAUUCGGUUCCAUUUUCAUAGAAAUGUAAGUCCUACCUCACUACACUAUAAUCUAGAUCAGUUGUCACCAACCGGUCGAUCUCCAAGGCAAUCCUAGUCGAUCACCAAACAUUUCUAUGAAAAACCCAACGAUAAAGCCAUGAGUUCCAAUUUUUAAAAUAUGUUUUUCAUGCUGUUGGCGGUAGGUACACUUGAUUCAGCAGCCCUAGCAACGGGAAGGAAGUGUUGCCAUUUUUGAACCUUUUCAUGUGUCCUGAAAGUGGAACUAGGGCUGUUACGGUGACUGUAUUACCCCCACACCGGCGGUCUCCAAUUCCAUGUGACCAUUUAGUCAGUUUAUGUUAAUUAAAGGUCAAUUACCUUGACACCUGCAGCUAUUUGCCUGACAAUAACCAGCUGACGAAAUUUCCUGACUGCCACUGUCCUAGGUGGAACUCCGCCUACCCGGCAGGCCCAGAGAGCAAAUCAAGUGCACUUACAGGCCUAACACUGGCCAAUCAGAUACCUCAGAUCACCGUGUCUGCACAGUUUCCUUGCGCCAUAGACCAAACUCACAGCAAAGUUGAUGUCAAAUGUAAAGACUUUUGAAACCAUGACUAGAGAAAAACUCAACGAAUACAGCAAAGGGCUGCUGUUUUUGAGUAAGUUCAUGUUUAAGUUGUUAUUCAUCACUGUCAACACCUUGUUCAACACUUUAUUUUUUUAUAAGCCAUAAAAUGCGCAUUCUCCCUACUUCCACUCACUAGUGAAGGGUUGUUCACGAACGAACGGCUCUUUUUGAACUGAUCUUUUUGGUGAAAAUUUUCAAAAGAAUUAUCUAAAUUAUUGAAUCCUCACUGCAGAAAAAAUUAAUAGUGAGGAGAGCAUUUAUAUAAAUAAUUUGGCCAGGUAAACAUUUAUUUGAAUGCGCAUGUCACGAUCUGACAUAAUGGUAGCCUACCUUUUUGGCCUUUACAUUGGAGAUUAGCUUUUUUUUUAUGUUCAUGGUUCCAGGACGAUAUAAUUUUUUUGUAACACCGAUAGACAGUGUCCUUCGCUCGCGCCUUCACUCCCGCCUGCCCUCAUCGUUGUUAACAGAACUGCGGGAAAAUCGUGCCGGACAGGCGGGGGACACUAUCUGCCGGUCGCUCCCGCUAGCACAGCAGGCGGGAGGCUGGGACGGCGAUGACACUGUGCAAGCUAACGACACUGUGUGCUAGCUUGCUAGUUAGCUAGCACACUGUGUCGCUCCCGCCUGAGGUGUACCGGAUAAAACCGUGCCCAACAGGCAAGGGCGAAGGACACUGUCUACCGGUCGUCCCCGCCUCCCGCUAGCACAGCAGACUGGAGGCUAGGGCGACACCGUGUGCUAGCUUGCUAGUUAGCGACACCGUGUGCUAGCACACGUUGUCACUCCCGCCUGCUCUGUACCAGAGUCCUCCUUAGUUCUAGCUGGCUAAGCUGGCACACAGUUUAUUUUGCUCCCGCCUGCCGAACACAUGCCCUAACCAUCGUUAACAGAAAUGCGGGAAAACUGUGCCCGACAGGCGGGGACGAAGGACACUGUCUACCGGUGUGUGCCUAGCAAGCUACCGUUGUCGCCCCUUCUGUGGGGCUUAUUGGCGGCUGGCUUCCAACAUUAUUGUGCAUUAACGCCAUCUACUUUACUGGAGCUCUCCCGCCUGUCCUAACUAAAAAAUUGACCAAUAGAAGAAUAGAGGGGUUCCUGCAGAUGCAGGAAUGCCCCGAAUAGCUGUCCGCAAUUGCACCCUUCUUGAGGGAGGGAGAGAGGAGGGACGGUGAGAGGCAGCCUCACAGCUGCUCCCUCCCUCCCCACAGACUGACCAUCAGAUAUACAUUUACAUUUAAGUCAUUUAGCAGAUGCUCUUAUCCAGAGCGACUUACAAAUUGGUGCAUUCAACUUAGGAUAGCAAGUGGAACAACCACAUUUUUCUUUUUUUUAUGGGGGGUGGGGGUAGAAGGAUUACUUUAUACUAUUCCAGGUAUUCCUUAAAGAGGUAGGGUUUCAAGUGUCUCCGGAAGGUGGUCAGUGACUCCGCUGUCCUGGCGUCGUGGGGGAGCUUGUUCCACCAUUGGGGUGCCAGAGCAGCGAAUAGCUUUGACUGGGCUGAGCGGGAACUGUGCUUCCGUAGAGGUAGGGGGGCUAGCAGGCCAGAGGUGGAUGAACGUAGUGCCCUCGUUUGAGUGUAGGGUCUGAUCAGAGCUGAAGAUGCAGGCCAUCAGUCCAGUAAAACAAAAAAAGCAAAUGUAUUAUGCUCAUUCACCUGUGCCUCACAAAGCAAUACAUCCAGUGUGAUCAUAUACCUAUAGUUUUGAAAUAUAAUUUCAAAAUGGUCUGAGAAGAACAACAUUGGCAGGGCAAUUCAAGCAUAGCCAAUAUGCAGUGAUAAUGUAUUGGGCCUAUGGACUACUGCUCAAACCUCAUUGCUACAGAACUGUUUUUAAUUGGUUACUGUUGCAUAGGCUUAUGUUUUUUUUAAGUCAUGUUUGAAGAAAAUAAAAUCUGAGGGGUAGAUCUCUGCCUGCAUUUUGACUCAAAGUAAUCUUGACUCAAAAGGUUGGUGACCACUGAUCUAGAUAAAGUGCAUUCAGAAAGUAUUCAGACCCCUUGACUUUUCCCCCAUUUUGGUACAUUCCAGCCUUAUUCUAAAAUUGAAUAAAUAAAAUUCCUCAUCAAUCUACACACACUACCCUAUAAUGACAAAGCAAAAACAGGUUUUUAGACAUUUUUGAAAAUGUAUUAAAAAUAAAAAACAAAUGCCUUAUUUACAUAAGUAUUCAGACCCUUUGCUUUGAGACUCGAAAUUGAGCUCAGUUGCAUCCUGUUUCCAUUGAUCAUCCUUGAGCUUUUUCUACAACUUGAUUUGGAGUAUUGUGGUAAAAUCAAUUGAUUGGACAUGAUUUGGAAAGGCACACACCUGUCUAUAUAAGGUCCCACAGUUGACAGUGCAUGUCAGAGCAAAAACCAAGCCAUGGGGUCGAAGGAAUUGUCCGUAGAGCUCCGAGACAGGAUUGUGUCGAGGCACAGACCUGGGGAAGGGAAUCAAAACAUUUCCGCAGCAUUGAAGGUCCACAAGAACACAAUAGCCUCCAUCAUUCUUAAAUGGAAGAUGUUUGGAACCACCAAGACUCUUCCUAGAGCUGUGCCCGGCCAAACUGAGCAAUCGGGGGAGAAGGGCCUUGGUGAAGCGGGCGGGCGAAGGUUCCCCUUUCAACAGGACAACCCAGGAAUGGCUUCGGGACAAGUCUCUGAAUGUCCUUGAGUGGCUGGCCUUGAACUUCUCUGGAGAGACCUGAAAAUAGCUGUGCAGCGACGCUCCCAAUCCAACCUGACAGAGCUUGAGAGGAUCUGUAGAGAAGAAUGGGAGAAACUCCCCAAAUACAGGUGUUCCAAGCUUGUGGCGUCAUACCCAAGAAGAUUUGAGGCUGUAAUCGCUGCCAAAGGUGCUUCAACAAAGUACGGAGUAAAGGGUCUGAAUACUUACGUAAAUGAGAGAUUUAUUAUUAUUUAUUUUUUACAUUUGCCUAAAUUUCUUAACCUGUUUUUGCUUUGUCAUUAUGGGGUAUUGCAGAUUGAUGAGGGGGAAAAAAACGAUUUAAUCAAUUUUAGAAUAAGGCUGUAACGUAACAAAAUGUGGAAAAAGUCGAGGGGUCUGAAUACUUUCCGAAUGCACUGUAUAUCUGCGUUUAGCAGGUUGAUAAUUCACCAAGUAAUACCUGUGCAUGGCUGGAAGUGGAAAUGCAUUGUCAAAUCAAAUCAACUCAAAUUGUAUUGGUCACAUGCGCCGAAUACAACAGGUGCAGACAUUACAGUGAAAUGCUUACUUACAGCCCUUAACCAACAGUGCAUUUAUUUUAAACAAAAAAAGUAAGAAUAAAACAACAACAACAAAAAGUGUUGAGAAAAAAAAGAGCAGAAGUAAAAAUAAAGUGACAGUAGGGAGGCUAUAUAUACAGUAAAAUAAAGUGACAGUGGGGAGGCUAUAUAUACAGGGGGGUACCGUUGCAGAGUCAUUGUUUGCUUCUUAUUUUACAGGUACUUCAUUUUCACUUCGUUUUGGGCCUACAAGAUCUACUACGUGUACGGGUUCAUGAUGCUGGUCCUGGUUAUCCUCUGCAUUGUCACUGUGUGUGUCACCAUUGUCUGCACUUACUUCCUCCUCAAUGCUGAGGACUACAGAUGGUGAGUAAAAGACAGCCAGCAAUGUAUUUACUUGUCACUACGAUUUACAUGAUUCAUUAAAUUGAUUAAUUAAUUAAAUGGGAGGGACCUUGUGGAGGCCUUAUACACCCACCACUUUGUGUGAUUAGGCCUAAGUAAGUACACUGCUCAAAAAAAUAAAGGGAACACUUAAACAUUACAUUUUUAGUCAUUUAGCAGACGCUCAUAUCCAGAGCAUUUUUUUUUUAUACUGGCCCCCCGUGGGAAUCGAACCCACAACCCUGGCGUUGCAAACGCCAUGCUCUAUCAACUGAGCUACAUCCCUGCCGGCCAUUCCCUCCCCUACCCUGGACCAAUUGUGCGCCGCCCAUGAGUCUCCCGGUCGCGGCCGGCUGCAACAGAGCCUGGAUUCGAACCAGGAUCUCUAGUGGCACAGUUAGCACUGCGAUGCAGUGCCUUAGACCACUGCGCCACUCAGGAGCCCGACACAAUGUAACUCCAAGUCAAUCACACUUCUGUGAAAUCAAACUGUCCACUUAGGAAGCAACACUGAUUGACAAUAAAUGUCACAUGCUGUUGUGCAAAUGGAAUAGACAACAGGUGGAAAUUAUAGGCAAUUAGCAAGACACCCCCAAUAAAGGACUGGUUUUGCAGAUGGUGACCACAGACCACUUCUCAGUUCCUAUGCUUCCUGGCUGAUGUUUUGGUCACUUUUGAAUGCUGGCGGUGCUUUCACUCUAGUGGUAGCAUGAGACGGAGUCUACAACCCACACAAGUGGCUCAGGUAGUGCAGCUCAUCCAGGAUGGCACAUCAAUGCGAGCUGUGGCAAGAAGGUUUGCUAUGUCUGUCAGCGUAGUGUCCAGAGCAUGGAGGCGCUACCUGGAGACAGGCCAGUACCUCAGGAGACGUGGAGGAGGCCGUAGGAGGGCAACAACCCAGCAGCAGGACUGCUACCUCCGCCUUUGUGCAAGGAGGAGCAGGAGGAGCAUUGCCAGAGCCCUGCAAAAUGACCUCCAGCAGGCCACAAAUGUGCAUGUCUGCUCAAACGGUCAGAAACAGACUCCAUGAGGGUGGUAUGAGGGCCUGACGUCCACAGGUGGGGGUUGUGCUUACAGCCCAACACCGUGCAGGACGUUUGGCAUUUGCCAGAGAACACCAAGAUUGGCAAAUUCGCCACUGGCGCCCUGUGCUCUUCACAGAUGAAAGCAGGUUCACACUGAGCACGUGACAGAGUCUGGAGACGCCGUGGAGAACGUUCUGCUGCCUGCAACAUCCUCCAGCAUGACCGGUUUGGCGGUGGGUCAGUCAUGGUGUGGGGUGGCUUUUCUUUGGGGGGCCGCACAGCCCUCCAUGUGCUCGCCAGAGGUAGCCUGACUGCCAUUAGGUACCGAGAUGAGAUCCUCAGACCCCUUGUGAGACCAUAUGCUGGUGCGGUUGGCCCUGGGUUCCUCCUAAUGCAAGACAAUGCUAGACCUCAUGUGGCUGGAGUGUGUCAGCAGUUCCUGCAAGAGGAAGGCAUUGAUGCUAUGGACUGGCCCGCCCGUUCCCCAGACCUGAAUCCAAUUGAGCACAUCUGGGACAUCAUGUCUCGCUCCAUCCACCAACGCCACGUUGCACCACAGACUGUCCAGGAGUUGGCGGAUGCUCUAGUCCAGGUCUGGGAGGAGAUCCCUCAGGAGACCAUCCGCCACCUCAUCAGGAGCAUGCCCAGGCGUUGUAGGGAGGUCAUACAGGCACGUGGAGGCCACACACACUACUGAGCCUCAUUUUGACUUGUUUUAAGGACAUUACAUCAAAGUUGGAUCAGCCUGUAGUGUGGUUUUCCACUUUAAUUUUGAGGGUGACUCCAAAUCCAGACCUCCAUGGGUUGAUAAAUUCGAUUUCCAUUUAUAAUUAUUGUGUGAUUUUGUUGUCAGCACAUUCAACUAUGUAAAGAAGAAAAAAGUAUUUAAUAAGAUUAUUUCAUUCAUUCAGAUCUAGGAUGUUAUUUUAGUGUUCCCUUUAUUUUUUUGAGCAGUGUAUAUAAUUACAUGGCUAGCUUUUAGAACUAUAAUAAAGCAUGAGCUGAUGCACACCCAAACAUUUGAAUGGAGGUGCUGACUAACGGGAUUGUAAACUGUAUAAAAAGAAAGUCGCACACCAAAUAUGUUCCCAACAAUUUAAUGGCUAUUAAACAUGGCUUUAGGACUAUAACACAGCUAACACAGUUUUUAUUUCCUCUCAGGCAAUGGACAAGCUUUCUCUCUGCUGCAUCCACUGCGGUUUAUGUUUACAUGUACUCCUUUUACUACUAUUUCUUCAAAACAAAGUGAGUUCCAAUAUCAAUUUUCUUAUAUAAAACACACAUUGUACACAACUGAAGAAAAUAAUCUGUUGACCGUAAAAUGACUAUAACCCCAAUGCAUUCUGUCAUAAAUAAGGGAAGGUUUGUAUUCGUUUACUAAAAACGAAUACAAGUAUUAAAAAUGCCCCUUUUUGGGGCCCUCACCAGUUUGCAUGGACUGGGGGGACCCCCAUUGAUUUUGUUAGUAACUUUCACUUAUAUCAUAUUAAAAAUUGCAAACUUUUCUCUUCACGGUAUACCGACACUUCAGUACAGAAGUUUACACAAUUGAAUAAUGCAACAUGGCAUGUAGAAAUGUUGAAACUGUUCGUUACUGUUCGCAAAACAAUGUCCACACAGGCUAGAGCACUUUUACAAUGCAAGACAAAACCGAUAGUGUCCAGCUUUAAUUGUAGGCUAACUUUCCUUGCUAGCGUACAGCUGAAUUCACUACCCUUGUUUGUGCAAACCAGAAUGCUUAAUAUGCUGAUUUCAAAGCUGACUGUAACCAUACUAUUAAUUCACUUAAUCUCCCUCGCCACCAAAAACUAAUUAACUUGUUCGUCUUCCUUUGUCUCCCGUCUAGUUUCCACUAAAUUCCAUAGCCACAGUCAGGUUCUACAGCCACAAUCUGCCUCACGAAUAACGCCAUUCAUUUUAGACGGCAUACACAUUUUGAAAAGAGAUUGCUUGUUCUAUGCAAAUGUUGUUGAUCAGUACAAUAAAAGGAUAUGUUCUCCUAGCAGUUGCUAAUAAAAAUGAGUCGCUAAAAUGGAAGAUGUUCUUUGUCAUCUAUAGCCCCAUGAAAUCAGCUAAAACAAGCUUAACUCAAUGCAUAUACUCCUAUUGAAUAAUAUGCUUUCGCAUAUAUUGUGAAUAGACCUAGGCUACAUCUUGAUUUACCCAGUUUAUCAAGAGAUUACCAUUCUAAUAAAUUAUGACCAUUAUAUUUUGUAGUUAGAUUGGUAAAAACAAAGUCAUUGAUUCAAUUGGUGAAUACGUGGCUGUCAAAAAUGGACAUUUUUCAUAUGUAAUGAUAUUGAACUCAAAGAUGCCCAACGAUAGAUAACAGCGCAGUAGCUCCGUUUCAGUCUGGAACAAGUGGCAUUCUGUGACUUUGACUAAUACAUAUUUUUUUGUGGUAUUGUUUUGGUAUUGAGUAUUGUGAUACUAAACCUGGUAUCAAAGACAAAAUUAUGGUAUCGUGACACACUAGUGUCUUCCUGUGUAUUACUUCCACUGACCAGUGGUGUAAAAAUACUUUAAAGUACUACUUAAGUAGUUUUUUGGGGUAUCUGUACUUUACUAUUUAUAUUUUUGCCAACUUUUACUUCAGUACAUUCCUAAAGAAAAUAAUAUACUUUUUACUCCAUACAUUUUCCCUGACACCCAAAAGUACUCGUUACAUUUUGACAGGAAAAUGGCCCAAUACUCACACUUAUCAAGAGAACAUCCCUACUGCCUCUGAUCUGGCGGACUCACUAAACACAUGUUUCGUUUGUAAAUUAUGUCUGAGUGUUGGAGUGUGCCUCUGGCUAUCCGCCAAUAAAUAAUAUAAAAUUGUGCCGUCUGGUUUGCAAGGGGUUUAUACUUUUGAUACUUAAGAACAUUUUAGCAAUUCCAUUUACUUUUGAUACUUAAGUAUAUUUAAAACCAAAUACUUUUAGACUUUUACUUAAGUAGUAUUUUACUGGGUGACUUUUACAUUUUCUAUUAAGGUAUCUUUACUUUUACUCAAGUAUGAUAAUUGAGUACUUUUUCCACCACUGCCGCUGACAGUUGUUUUGUCCCACUUCGUUUCAGGAUGUAUGGUCUGUUCCAGACGUCCUUUUACUUUGGCUACAUGGCAGUGUUCAGUACUUCUCUGGGAAUCAUGUGUGGUAGGUUCAACUUCUCUAUUCACAUCAUCUGAUUUGAUCCAAGUAUUGUGACUCUUAUGAGGUUAUUCUGUAAACGCAAUGUAGCUCAGAGUGCAAAGCAUGCAUGGUUAUUGAUGCAAUGACAAUCUUGCAAUGUAUCUUUCUUUUGUAGGAGCCGUUGGGUAUGUGGGAACAAGUGCCUUCGUGAGGAAGAUCUACACAAAUGUGAAAAUUGACUAGGACAGAUGCAAGCAGCAACAAGGGAUCCAAGGAUCAGCUGAAGCUCUCCCCAACAGAAGCGGGCACAAGUUGUUUUUUUGCAAAAAGAGAUUGUGGUAUCUCAAUUUGUACAAAUGUAGUUUUCCAUUUUCUGAAUAAUUUUUCAAUUUUGCAAAACAAAGUGUACUAGAGCAAAAACUGCGGAAAAAGAAAACGUUAACAUCGGUUCUGUUUUUAUCAAUUGCUUUCAACCAAUGUUCUGAAGCAUAUGUUAUUCAAAAUGUAACAUGGCUUCCCCUUUCCAAUCCAGUCCCAGCCGCCACCAGAGAAGAUGAUGAUCUUUAUUGAUGGAAUAGUCUAGCUCUCUUCAGUGAAGAGGCCAUAUCGAAAGCCUUUGUUCUAUUGUAUUAGAAUAUUGAAGAGUUGGGUUUUGCGUCCAUGCUCUGGUCUGAUUCUAUUUUGUAUUACUGAGUCACUCCCAAUGACGUUAUAUUUUAUUCUGGCUUCCACAUUAAUUUUUACCAGCUACACUAGACAAGUAGUACAUUUUACAUUCAAUACAAUAACUGGAUGUUAUACUAACUUAUCAGAGUUGGAACCAUUCCCAUAUUUGGACAAUUCUCAAAUUUCCAAAUGCAGUAGUUUAAAACCAGCCACCCAAGAUAAAUAUUUGUUUGCUGUACAUAUGGGGAAAAAAACAUUCAGGAAAGGAAGGUGUUAUCAACAGUUGGUUUUGAGUUACAUUAUAAAUGGAUGUUUGAUGUGAUCCAAUUUCCCGUUUUAGUCUUAUGUUUUCUUAAUGGUUGGGUUUGAAUGAAGACUACUUGUAAAGAUAAUAUAUGGAUAGGGGGAAAAGUGUAUAUAACCUUAAUAAUGUAACUUUAGAUGUAGAUCCCAAAUGUAUUUUGGUUGUACAGAUUUACUACAUUUUUUUUUUUUUUUUACGAAUCAUUCAGUUAUAAACAAAAAUAUAUAUUUUUAGUUUUUGUCUCUUUUGGUGCUUGGGGUGGCGCUGUUACAUCUUGCCUGAAAUUGCAUGAAGUUUCCAUCAAACCAUGUGCUCAUCAAAUUCCGCUUUGUUUGGCAGUUUAUCUUUCACUUUCCCUGGUUGUGGACAUGUCAUGUAGCAAUAAAAAAAAAGUGUGUCAUUGACUUUGUGCUGGCUGCUUGCAGAAAGGGAUGACAUUGACAAAACUGACACUUUGUUUUUAUGUAUUUUUUAAAGCUUUAAAGUGCGCCGUUCUUUGGUCAGCCAUGUCCCUCACGCUAUCUUUGGUUUUCAUAACCUGAAACAUUGUGAAUGUCAUGAAAUGAGGCGAUUGUGCCGAGUUUCCACAAACGUACUGUACAAAGUGAAAUACACUUAGCUACAUACACUACUGCAGAGUAUUUAAAAUGCUUUUCCCCCAUGUAAAUACAUUAUGUACCUUAAAUGUGUGAGUGGCAUUGCCUUUUUCUAAUUUCAAAUUCU